AUGGAUGAUACUCUAUGUUCAAACUUUGAUAUUUUGAGGAUGCAUUUACCCGCUAAAUUAGGCGGAACUGCAAAACGUGAACUAAAAAAUAUUAUUGAUUUCCAAAAUUAUUGCCAUAAUGAUAACUGCAAUACUGAUCUCGAAAAAAUUACGGUUGGAUUUUUAUGGUUACUUGGAAAAUAUUAUUCUAUAUCCCAAAAUAGAAGUUAUAAUGAAAAUAAUACUAAUCCAUUUUUUCUAUAUAUGAUUUCAUGGUUUAGUUACCAAUUAAAUAAAAUCACAGGGCACAAUUCCACCACAAUAAACGAUUUUUAUAAUAAAAAAAUAAAAAAUAAUGAUAAAUAUAAAAAAUUUAGAGAUGAUUCCAGUAAAUUUACAAAUCUUGAUGAAGACUUAAAUAAAAAAAGUGAUUUUUUGAAUAUUAAUAUUAAAGAUCUGUCUAAAUUUUAUGAUCCAUUUAAACUAUUAUGUAGUAUGUAUGGUAAUGCUGCAAUGAAUAUAAAUGACGCCACCCUGUCAAAUACUGCUACUAGUUUUGUUAACACAUAUACAGAGCUUAACAAUAAUUAUAAUGCUAAAGGUACCGCAUAUAGUCAAAUAUUGUCUGCUUUAUCAACUGAUUAUAAUAAUUUAAAAACUAAAUGUAAAGAUUGUUCAUCCCUUCCAGCGAUAAAAACAACACAGAAUCAUGUGUUAAGUUCUAAAAAUAACUCUGAACAAAGUUCUGGACAAAGUUCUCGGCAAUUUUCUGCAAAAACAUAUGAAGUUACAUCAAGUUCGUCGAUAGGAAACAAAUUAUUUACAGUUUUAUCGAUAUUUGGUGCAAUAGCAUUUUUUUUAGGAAUCUCAUAUAAGUAUUCAUUAUUUGGAUUUCGGAAACGAGCUCAAAAACAAUAUUUAAGAGAAAAAAUAAGAAAUAUAAAGAAGAAAAUGAGUUGUUAA
Messenger RNA from Plasmodium berghei ANKA, 942 nucleotides. Its product is annotated as BIR protein. The transcript is spliced from 3 exons. The record is from RefSeq and is a predicted model, not a curated record. The coding region runs from base 1 to 942 and encodes 313 amino acids. NCBI's taxonomy places the organism in Eukaryota, Apicomplexa, Aconoidasida, Haemosporida, Plasmodiidae.